GCGGCCUCCUCCCGCCCUCGUCCUAAGAGGGGGAAGUCAAGGCCCCCUCAGGCGACAAAUACAUUUAAAAACUCCCCUUUUGGGUUUGAGUUGAAAGCAGCUGAAUGUGUGGAGUGUUCUAGAAAGCUCACUGGACCUCUACAAUCGCAGAAGAAAUCCUAACCAGGUUGUGUCAUAUAUUAGUUGGACGUUAGUUGAAGCGUGAGCUGCCAUUUCAUCUUAGGAAAAAUUUUAUGGAAUAAGGGAAAGGAUGACGUCCAGCGAACCUACCAACUUCACCUUGAUUCCCAACCAGAAAUUUAGACGCAGCAGCCGUCGGUUCAACCCUUUCUGUAAUGCCUCUGACUCAGAGUCUCAGGUACUCUCAACACUUGGGGAUUUUAGAGUUCUGCCAUUAGAACUUUUCCAGAUGAUCUUGGAAUAUCUGACAGUGAAUGAUAUUAGCAUGCUAAGCAUGGUGUCGAAAACCAUCAACCACCGGCUCAUUAAUUAUAUCCCAACCUCCCUGGGAAGCAGAAGGUUUUUACUGCAAGAUUUUCAUAACUUUGAGCUGCCUAACAGGACACAAGCCUCCUGUAUAAUGGACCACUACAGAUCUCUAGGGCUGUUGUUUAAAAGGUGCACACUGCUGCUACCCACCAAAGAAAGGCUGAAAUAUGUUCACAAGAUACUCACAGAAGUUUCCUGUUUUAAACUCAGUGGUUGUACUGUCCCAUUGAAGUGUUUAGGAUUACCAUGUUAUGGAAUGUUUUUACAGACCCUAACGGCGGGCUGGGACGAGCUGGAGUGCCAUCGAGUGUAUAACUUCCUUUGUGAGCUGACCAAUUUACCCCGAAGGAUUCAGACGGUCGUCAGCAGUAAACCAGGAGGGGCCAGAAAACUGGAGUUACGAGUUAGAUUGUUUUGUCGGAAUGUCCUGCUCGACCAUUGGCCUCAUCGAAGUGAUACUGCUUUUUGGCUAACCCGCAUCUUAAAACCGUGGCCAAUAGUGAAUCAAGCACGAUUGCUGUAUAUCAUCUUUGGACCAGUCUCUCCGCGAGAGGGGCUGUUGAUUUGGCAGAAAAUGACAGAUGGACCAGCUGAUGAAACCAGUUUAAAGAGCUUGGCCAGUGCCAUUAAAUUACUAUAUGACGCCAACGCUAAAGAGUGGACAGCAGAUGAUAUCGUCACUCUUGUAGAUGAAUUAUCAGUGAUUCCUCGUGAAUGGCUCCUGGAGAAUAAUGCCCGUCUUCUUAUUCUAAGUGGAAACAGUAUCUGUUUCAGUUUUAUGGCUAGUAAAGCUUUGAAUGGACGGGCCUUUGAACUGGCCCGGCUGGUAAUCUUUUUGGCUUUGGUCUGCGAGAAGGAUCUGUAUUGCAUGGACUGGGCAGUAAAAAUAAUGCAAAGAGUCUGCAAAGUGUUUAGCACCCAGAUGGAAAGAAGUAACUUCCUGCAAAGUGUGGAGAAUGCAUUUGCACGUAUAAUAUUGGAUAUGCUGCAGUCGGUAAUGUCUGGAGAACAGGAGGAUGACGAUAACAGCUUUUUGAAUUUGUUCCAUCUUGUGAAUGCACAGGCUAAUUUUCACAAGGAAGUCCUGUAUUUGAUUAUGAACCCUUCUACUUAAGUAACCCCAAGGCCAAGAUUUUAGAGACUGUCGUCCUUCUACAAUUACCAAAGAAUUGCUGAUUCUCCAUCGUGUCUUUCCAAACAAUGUCCAUUUAACUUUUUAUUCUCCAGUGGUCCUGACAUUUGAAAGUAAGGGCUUUUAGAGGUUUUAGCAGCAAUGGUCACCCAAGGAUAAAACUAAACAAUAUAAUAGAUGUCACAAAAUAUAUCUGGAAAACUCAGUGCUUUGCCACUCUCCCUGUGGUGAACGCAAGGGCCAAAAUAAACCUUAAGGGUUGUGGUUAGGUAACUGUCCAGUAAAUCUAUUACCACACCACUUCACCACAAGAACAGAUUCUUCUUUGCCCAAAUGAUUCGUCUUGAGACAGCCCUAGCUCCAUGGUGUGGAGUACAACUUUCCACCUAGUUUUGUUUAUGAAAACAUGGCCCAGAAUGUUUGGUUAGGGUUGGCUGGGACUGGAAAUGAACAGGAUGUGGAUGUUUAGGAUGGAAGUUAAUAUUCGUAAUUAUGUCCCCGAGCCAGGGUAAGCAGAAACUACACAUUCCCUGAAAUGGAUAGAGACUAAUGUAAAAUGAAAAAUUCUGAAUACAACUUGCAAAAGUUCCAAAAUCUCGUGACGUGGUAAAAGUGACAAGAUGAAAGUAAGAACUUCAUAUGUACACUGGAAUUAUCUGUCAUAGAUUUUACUGAAUGGAAGUUCACCUGAAUAGCGUGAGUUUCAUCAGCUUUUUGUUGAAACUGCAUCAGUUACUGACAGCUGGAUUAUCAAGGGAAAGUAGAUAGAUGGAAACACGCCUUUUGCUAGAUUUUGGAACUUUUUUCAUAGGUUUGUAUUCACACGGCAGGUGCUCUGGAAAAAAAAAAAAAAGGGUAUUUUAUUUUACACAAUCCUAAUGAGAAUCCCAUCAGUUGAAGCCUCCAAAACGGUGGGGGUGGAAAAAGACUAUUCACUCUAUUGAAUUGCCUGACGUUUCAAACUACUUAAAAAAAUUUUAAUGUUUAAGAUUUCAAAUUAUAUUUGAAAUGAGUGUAGUUCUUCGAAUCCUCCCAGUCUGAUUUUUCACAGGGUAGUAUGGAUUUGCCACUGAAAAUAAACUGAGGCAUCAACCUUUUAAGAAGGUUUUCUUUUCCUUUUGCAAUUGAUCUUGCUGAUUAAAAUGAAGAUAUUUGGGGCACAGCUGACAUGAAAGCUCAUGGAUGAGGCUGCUAACCAAUUUCCAACUAUCCUCAGCAACUGAAGAUUCUGGCAAACACUUAAGCAUUUUAAAAAUGUAAGGCAUAGAAUGCUUUCCCAUAUUUUACUGAUAUAUGGUUGCAGGGGUUCUUCUAGCAGUGACUUUCCCGGAGUUUCUUGUAGCCUCCUGGAGCUUGUUGACAAAAUAAUGUACUUCUUCCCGAAGAUAGACUCAAAUAUAUUCCUACUGUUACUACUAUCACUAUCAUUAACAAUACUUUCUUUACAAGGAAAUUUGCAGUUGAAUGCUAUCUGUGAAACUGCAGGCUGCUGAGGGUGUGAAAAUAUAAAGCAGUGUCCUUCAAAGCUUUGGUUUAAAUCAGUAAUCUCAAAUUACCACUGAUCAAACCUUGCUACCAAACCACCAAAAUAUCCCUCCCUCAAUUUAUAAUUUAACUGGUUUCAAACUACUAGGGGGUUGUAUUUGGACUGCAAUUUUAAUCUUUUUAUUAUAUUAAAUGUUCCUUUAGCGUACUUUAGUCUUCUUGCUUUGGAAUGCAAAACACAUUUAUUUAGAGAUGUGCCUGCUUGAGGGUGAUUUUUAAAUCUUCAUCCUCAAGAAUCAAAAAAUUCUGAACCCUUCGAACCAAAAUUGUGUCACUAAAGAAUUAGAUAAUGUGAUGCUGGUUGGUUGAAAGAUCAAAUGUGGCACGUAUUAUUAGAAUGCUAUAUUUAGAUUUUGUUGACAAUUUGUAGAAUUUUGUGCAGAAUCUGCUUUCUGGAUUUGGUAGCUUUCCUUGGUAGUCCAUGUUUCACCUUGUUCUUGUAUGAAAUUCCUGUAUCCAUUAUAUACUACAAUAAAUGGGACAGUUUUAUGGUCAAAGUAUAUGUGAUAUAGAGUAUUCGAUGCGAUUUUUCACAGACAUUGCUCUGCAGAUGUCUCCCUGCCCCUCAAAAUCCACAGCGUUGCCCAUUCC
Molecule: messenger RNA, 3757 nt
Organism: Tachyglossus aculeatus (Australian echidna)
Lineage: Eukaryota; Metazoa; Chordata; Mammalia; Monotremata; Tachyglossidae
Gene: FBXO47
Product: F-box protein 47
Exons: 12
Coding region: 251-1603 (450 amino acids)
Molecular function (GO): protein binding
Source: RefSeq, a predicted model, not a curated record